AUGGCAGACAUGAAAUUGAACUGUGAUGUCCUGCAUGUGCCACAGAUACUUCGUGAUGGUCUCGUCGGCCAGCAAAAGAGACAGGAGCGUACAGCCAAGACCAUCCGGAGGGUGGAAUACUGGCAGGCCCAGCGCGUAUUCCAUUGGGAAUUGCAACGGAGAUGCAGGCCGGGCGGCAAGGACGGGUCUAGCCGUGGUGGCUACGUCAGAUACGUCAGAUAUGAAGCUAAACGCGUGAUUGGGGGACGACCCGAUUGGGAGGAGUCGCAGCUGCGGUUGGGCAGUGAUGCAUAUGAGCAGUCGUUCGCACGACGUUACCCGGAUGCGUUUGGGUCUGGCCACUUCGUCUCCGGGCUCUCGUCAAGCAACAAGAGGCACUUCUCAGUCCCCCUGGUCCAAAAACUGCCGCAGGGUCCUGCCAAAUUCGGCGUCUUCGGAUGGCAGGGCAAGGAAUGCCGGUGUCGGCAUCAUCGAGACUGGUUGACUGACGAUGGCUGCGGAUCAAAGUGUGGCGAGCCUCGCCUCGCCUCCGCAACAACAUCCGCUCUUGUGCAUUGUGCUGCGUGCAUGCGAUCCGUCCGUACACCGAUGGAUGAUUGGGGGACAGACACGGCCAACGGGUGGCACCAGGAGCCCUGUCUGCGGUAUCAAACCGUGGCGCAGGCCGGGUGA
Messenger RNA from Cordyceps militaris CM01, 672 nucleotides. RefSeq lists its product as uncharacterized. The transcript is spliced from 6 exons. The record is from RefSeq and is a predicted model, not a curated record. NCBI's taxonomy places the organism in Eukaryota, Fungi, Ascomycota, Sordariomycetes, Hypocreales, Cordycipitaceae. The coding region runs from base 1 to 672 and encodes 223 amino acids.